Molecule: messenger RNA, 372 nt
Organism: Laccaria bicolor S238N-H82
Lineage: Eukaryota; Fungi; Basidiomycota; Agaricomycetes; Agaricales; Hydnangiaceae
Exons: 5
Coding region: 1-372 (123 amino acids)
Source: RefSeq, a predicted model, not a curated record
AUGUCCCGAAAACGCUCCAACAAACCGUUUAUGAAUCCGUCAACUCUUCGUGGAGACUCGUUUGGAUACUACUUCAUGUCCCGAAAACGCUCCAACAAACCGUUUAUGAAUCCGUCAACUCUUCGUGGAGACUCUUUUGGAUACUACUACACGUCCCGAAGACGCUCCAACAAACCAUUUACGAAUCCGUCAUCCCUUUGUGGAGACGCUCCAACAAACCAUUUACGAAUCCGUCAUCCCUUUGUGGAGACCUUCCUGUGGCUCGAUUUCCUUCAACAUAGACUCGUUUGGACACUACUACACAUCGUGAAAACGAUCCAACAAACCGUUUACGAAUCCAUCAACCCUUCGUGGAGGUACGUCUGUUUGUAA